UUUUGCGAAUGCUGACAACAUUAGAAAUCCAUAUCUUGACAACAACGUAAUAAGCAUGACAGACUUUGCAGGGCAAGUGGCAUACUAUGCAUGUCACCAGGUUUACCUGUCAAGAAGAGCAUUCUACAUCGUGGUCAUUGACAUGUCCAAAAAUCUUGAUGAAGAAUGCCGAUUAUAUGACACAGAUCGUCAUGAUCCAACAGGAUCCUUAUUUCAUUCAUGGACUUACGGAGAAUACUUCCAUUUUUGGCUACAAACAAUAAAUACAUACUGCAAUGACGGAAUAACACAAAAGGAUCCGAAAGACACAACAGCAAUCAAAGAUUCCAUGCCAAAUGUCAAUUUACAGCCGGUUAUUCUUAUUGCCUCCCAUAAAGACCAGCUGCAGGUCGGAACUUGUAACACAUCAGAAACAUUUUACAGCCAGUUGGAUGCGUGUUUAUCUAAAGAACAAACCCUUAAACAGCUUAUAAUACCAUAUCGAUAUUUUGAAGUAGAAUGUCCACCUGGAGCAUUGACUCAAAAGCAACAGAUGACAAUUGACCGCGUUAAGAAAAGUAUAGUAGAAACUGUACAAAAUCUACCACAUUGGGGGGAAGAAGUUCCCUUGAAAUGGUUUGAACUUGAGAAAAGUCUUAGCAAGAGGAAAGCAAACGGAGAAAAGGUUCUGAAGUGGUUAGAAUUGAAAGAAGCGGCAAAAUCGUUUUCAAUAGACGAAGAUGACUUUAAUGAUGUUCUCCGUUUCUUACAUGAAAUAGGAAAAAUCCUAUACUUUUCUGUGGAUAAGCUCAAAAAUACGAUCAUCAUAGAUGUUCAGUGGUUUGUUAAUGCAUUCAAAUACAUCAUAACUGACGAGAAGCAUUUUGCUCGGGAAGACAACAUAAACGUACUAGUUAAUACAGGGAAAAUUACUGGGCAAUACAUUCAAGAGAUAUGGAAAGAUAUCGAAAGCCAUCGUGAUGAACCUUGUGCUGAUACAAACCUUAGUGUUGAGACUGAUAGACAUCAUGAUUCAUUGUGUCAAUCUUACUUAAAUCACAAAGAUGAAAUUCUACAAUACAUGGACAAACUUGGCCUGAUGACAAGAAUUGAAGGACAUCUAUGCGCUGACAAUGAGGAGAUAUAUUACAUUCCGAGCAUGAACCGAACCGACUUUUCCAUUGAAAAUAAAGAUGAAAUCAGAGGAAAACAAAAAUCAGCAAUGAUGGUAUACUUUUUCAAGUCUUAUUUGCCCCAUUUUUUCUUCUUUCGAUUAGUGGUAAAGUGUUUAAAGAAAUGGAAAGUUUGCGAUGAAAAUUCUUUUUUUAAAAAUGCUACACUUUACAAGGCUGAAGAAGCUGGUCAUUAUUUUGCAAUCGCCGUUAGCAAAACAUCCAUCCAGUUGCAAAUAUUUACACGUGAUGAAAAAGUGAAAAUGGAUGAAAAAUGCGUCAAGAAAAUCAGACAAACAGUGGAAGACUUUAUACAAGAAAUAACAGAAACCUUUCACAGGGGAAUUAUUUAUGAUAUUGGUUUUUCAUGUAGCGACAUAAAAAUUACAGAUGAAGAUGAAGAUUUCUUUUUGAAAGGGACAGACAUUAAACAAGAAAUUGGGAAUUCGAAUGAAAUAACCUGUCCAAAACAUUUUCGUGGUAAUUACAAGCACAAAAUAGAUGCAGGCAAAAUACGUGUGUGUUUGUUGGAGAGAAAGUCCACUUCAUUUUCAAGUGACAAUUAGAAUUUUUUUUUCAAACUGUCAUCAUAUUUUGAAAAAAGUGUUGUGCUUCUGUAGAUAAAACGUUUUUCCCAAGGGACAAAAAAAAAGAAAAAAAAAAUAGACACACAAUUUUAUCUUGAUAAAGUAUAUUCUUACCUUUUAUCUCUCUAAAUUUGAAAACUUUGUCUUAAAGGUACAACUUUAUUAUAUUGUAUAACAUGCAUGCGAUAAGCAUCCUCCUUUAUUUAGUAUUGUUUUUUUUUUAUUGUUCUUUUUGUUAGGAUAUAUUAGCAUGGUAACCAUUACCCACAGAAAUAAAAUUAUCUGUACCCGGUUUAUGUUUGUGGCUUGAGAUCCUUCAAUCUGAACGAGUUUUAAAAUAUUAAUAUGGCUGUGUCCUUUUGGGUGCAUUAACUUUUAUGAGUGAUAUGAAAGUGAUCAUUUCAUUACAGAGAGAUGCAUUUAAGCCAUAUAACGUUUUGUGAUGCAAUGUUGUUGUCUAAAUUUGUAAGGUCAGGCUUUAUAUACAUUAUUUCUGUACUGGCAAGCAACCUUUAUUUAUCACUUUUAGAAUAUAAAA
Messenger RNA from Saccostrea cuccullata (small rock oyster), 2276 nucleotides. RefSeq names its product probable serine/threonine-protein kinase pats1. Bases 56 to 1717 code for a protein of 553 amino acids. The transcript is spliced from 3 exons. NCBI's taxonomy places the organism in Eukaryota, Metazoa, Mollusca, Bivalvia, Ostreida, Ostreidae. The record is from RefSeq and is a predicted model, not a curated record.